Halteromyces radiatus is the source of this 471-nucleotide messenger RNA. Its product is annotated as CheY-like superfamily. The record is from RefSeq and is a predicted model, not a curated record. Gene Ontology annotation, biological process: phosphorelay signal transduction system. NCBI's taxonomy places the organism in Eukaryota, Fungi, Mucoromycota, Mucoromycetes, Mucorales, Cunninghamellaceae. The transcript is spliced from 2 exons. Bases 1 to 471 code for a protein of 156 amino acids.
AUGGAUGUUUCGAUAGCCAGCCCAACCAUAAAAAAGGAAACAUCAGCAUUAAAAAUACUUUUAGUGGACGAUAACCCCAUCAAUUUAAAACUAUUACGACGUAAACUUUCGACACUUUUCAAAAUUCAUCAUAUGGAUUUGGCGUAUGAUGGUCAUCAAGCAUUACAAUUAUUGGAACAAAAACUAUACGAUGUGAUAUUAUUGGAUAUUGAUAUGCCUCGAUUGAAUGGUAUUGAAACAACACGGUCAAUAAGACAACCAAUAAAAUCAUCAUCAUCACCUCAUAUAUUAGAAUCCAAUCGUACUAUUCCUAUUAUUGCAGUGACCACCAAUGAUUCUUAUGAAGAACGACAAUUGUAUCAAGAAGUCGGCAUGGAUGCAUGUCUUGGUAAACCAGUCAACACUAGUCAAUUGAAAUUCCAAUUACUUCAACUUUUAGAUGAUUCAUUAUCAUCUUCUGUAAUUAUCUAG